GUAAGCUACCUAAAGAUGGCUGAGGCCACAGCCAAAACCAUGUUAGGUGAGAUCAGCCAGGGUCACCUGGAAUGCCCCAUCUGCUUCUGUCGUUACAAAGAUCCCAAGAUACUGGACUGUCUCCACACCUUUUGCCUCAACUGUCUGGAUGGGAUGUUGAGCAAACAGCAGCCGAGUACAGGCAAGAUCACAUGCCCGGUCUGCAGGAGGGAAAGCCCGGUGCCGGAUGCUGGCUUGCCCAGUCUACUUGACUGCUUCUUCUUGAAGUCCCUGGUGGAUGAGAUCAACCAACAGGAACGAUCGCUAGAGACCCCCCAGCAAGCAACGACUUCACCGAUGUGUGACCAAUGCGACGAGGGGUUAGAGGCUGUUUUGCGAUGCCUGGACUGCGAAGAAAAUCUGUGCCAGCUAUGCAAGGCAGCUCAUGCACGAUUCAAACGCACCAAGACACAUCGGGUUACACCAGUUGAACACCCGGAGCAGAAGGAGGGUUCCUCGGCAGAUCUCAGCAUGAUGUAUUCCCCGAAAUGUCAGAAGCAUGCUGACCAGAACAUGCAUUUUUACUGCGAGACGUGCAAAAUGAUGAUGUGUGGCAUAUGUGCGACAAUCGAUCACCGCUCCGCUGACCACCAGUUGAGUGAAAUCGCCAACGCUGUAAGAUCCUACCGUGAAGAAGUGAAUGAUGUCUUGCAGAAAUUACAGAAGAGUAAAGAAGAAUUCAAAGCAAGUGAGGAAUCGGCUGACCGCGCAAGAAACAGACUGAAAAUAAUGGUGACCCGGGCCUGCAGUGACAUUCAAGCUAAGAAGGAAGAAGAGAUUGCCAAAAUCGAGAUGAAGUCUCAACUUCUCAUAGACAAGGUCACUGAAAUUGGCAAGAAAAGAGAUGAUGACUUUGUAAAGGUACACACCAACAAUGAGAAGAAGAUGGAACAAGCAGAGAAGAUCGAGGCAGCAGUGAGCGACUUGAUGCAACAAGCUGACGACUUCGAACUCUUGAAUUUGAAGCCUAAGGUGAUGCACAACCUGGAAUUCCGGAAGGAUCUCCAGUUUGAGCGAGUGAAACACGGUGACUCUUUCAUCGGGGUCAAAUGCCAAGACGUUGUGCUUGACAAAGACCUUGGUGAAAUACUUCACGAAGAGAAAUGGCAGUUAAAGAUUGAAUUCGGUAAGCAAGGGAAUGGUGACGGUGAAUUCAACCGUGCAACAGGCAUUGUAUGCUUUAGCAAUGGUAACAUUGCUCUCAAUGAUAUAAACAAUAAACGAUUGUCUGUAUUCACUUCUACUGGACACUUCAAAGCAAAGUUUGCUCUGAAUGCAACAUACGGUAUUGCUGUAACACCCGACGAUCUACUUCUGGCACACUGUGAAGAUCAUGUAAAAGUCUUUGAUAUGAGCCAUCAAUUGAUUUCAAAGUUCAACCUACUGCAGGCCGAUAGCAAGGAUCAGUCAAGCAGUUUGAUUUAUACCGGUGGUGUCACUGUUGACAAUAACAAUCAGGUAGCAGUGGUUGACAAGAAGUCGGGGGUCACAUCUCUCCACAAUCUGGACGGAUCUUUGAUCAAGGUCAUUCCAAAUACUGAAAUGGUUCCCAUUGACAUUGUCGCAAACAAGGAACGUCUCAUUUUUGCAAUACGUGAAUUACGAUGCGUAGAUCUGAACAGAAAAGAGUUCCAUGUCGGCACUUCUGUGGAUGGAAAGGAUGCGAAACCAGCCGGUGUAUGCUGCGAUGAUGAAGGCGAGAUCUACGUUUCCUUUCAUUGUGGUGAAGACGGAAGCAAUGAAGUACACCACUAUGAUUCCCAGGGGGUCUAUGUUGAUUGUGUAGCGAAAAAAUUGAGGCGGCCAUUUGGCAUUACCUUUUCUCCAAGCGGUGAACUAGUAGUGGCUGAUCAGAACUCUGUCAAGAUUUUUCAUCGAGUAUGAACUUGCCAAGGAGGUGUAUGAACAUUAUCACACCACCGAUUUUGAAUAACGUGGGCGGAACAAAACAUAAAUGUGUACUAUUCAAGUAUAGUCAGGGGUGUGAAAUCUCAGCUUUGAAGUUGAUUUCAGCUUCUUCUUUUUUGGAUUCCAGCUUUUUUUCUAGCUUUUUCCCUCACUUGCUGUGUACAAAAGUAUAGGAGAUUUCCAAAGUUCAGCUUCUUUACACCUUUUUUCAGCUAUUUUCAGCUAUUUUUAUAAGUGGUCACUCUCACCCCUGUAUAGUGAUGAAGACAGAAGCGAAUGAUGUCACGACGAAAAAUUCAUACUAAUGCCGAGAACCUUACAACCUUACACGACAUGGAAAACUACCCUGACAUUUCUUAUUUACAAAGGUAUUAUGCAAAUGUAAAUUAUAACCAAAACGUACCAAUGAAGUUGAACACAUAACGUUAAUAAUGACAAACAGCUUACAUUAUAAUGACAACUAUUACGUGUGUAUAACACGUUUUUGGUAAAAUUAAAAAAGAGAAAUAAACAUUUCUGUCACUUUCACGGGGCUCUGGGAAAAGAAAACACCAUUGACUGUUAUAUGUCAUGCCGACAAUUCCCUGAUGAUACUAAUCGCUUGAAAAUUCUUUAAGCGUUUGUAAUUAUGUUCUUUGCUAACUCUUUUCUUCCUAUUCGUAAGUGUCAAUCACCUUUAAAUUUCUUUUGGUUUAUUGGGGCUGUACACACAAGUCUGUCAGUCUUGAGUGUUCGCAAGUGUUUUAUAUGGAUUUCACAGUGUCAAGGCAGAGUCAGGGAUACAAAAUGUACUCAGACGUUUUCUUAAGCUCUACAAACAAUAUGUAUUUACCUUCAGUUAUGUACAUCAUACUCUCAGCAUUUUACUGCAUGCCUAUGAUCCGUCUGAGCUAAUUUCCUUCUGAAGAAAUCUGUACUAACUUUCUAACAAGGAAGGCCGCUAGGUUUGGUUUUCCUGUCACAUGUCUACAUUCGCUUUCAGUUAAAAAUGUCCAAAGUUUACGAGUGAGAAUGGAUUUUUUUAUACAUCAAUGCAACUAUGCAUUGCUUUUAUCAAAAGUUUAAUGGCCCAAUUGAGCCUUAAAUUUCUGGGGAUUUUUCUGGGGGCCAUUAAGAGACAUAAUUUCUUGUUGCCCAUUAAGCAUAUAUACUUUGUGAGUACAAAUGAUUAAUAUUUGUUUUGUUUCCACAUUUUGUUGUAUUAAAACAGUUAAAAUAAAAUACAUGUACAUUA
Messenger RNA from Patiria miniata (bat star), 3181 nucleotides. Its product is annotated as E3 ubiquitin-protein ligase TRIM56-like. Gene Ontology annotation, cellular component: nucleoplasm; chromatin. Gene Ontology annotation, molecular function: zinc ion binding; ubiquitin-protein transferase activity. The transcript is spliced from 2 exons. Lineage: Eukaryota; Metazoa; Echinodermata; Asteroidea; Valvatida; Asterinidae. The record is from RefSeq and is a predicted model, not a curated record. Gene Ontology annotation, biological process: positive regulation of DNA-templated transcription. Bases 16 to 1923 code for a protein of 635 amino acids.